Messenger RNA from Salmo salar (Atlantic salmon), 6223 nucleotides. Its product is annotated as cdc42 effector protein 4. Gene Ontology annotation, biological process: positive regulation of actin filament polymerization; Rho protein signal transduction; regulation of cell shape. The record is from RefSeq and is a predicted model, not a curated record. NCBI's taxonomy places the organism in Eukaryota, Metazoa, Chordata, Actinopteri, Salmoniformes, Salmonidae. Gene Ontology annotation, cellular component: cytoskeleton; plasma membrane; cytoplasm. Gene Ontology annotation, molecular function: small GTPase binding.
GGGAGAAGUUAACCUUAUCCCUCUCGCUUCGCCUCUUUCUCUCUGACUGUUCAGUUUUUGUGCGCCACAGCACAGCAAAUUUGACGGACGUAGGCUUCAUUAGGACUGUGGACCGAUAUCAUAGCCUACCUUAUUGUUGGACUCGUGGGAAAUUCAUAACACUUUGUAGAUGAAGUAGUCAGAUUCAAAAACGAUUUUAGCAAUAUCGUAUUCUGUAAAAGGACGGUAUCCUUUGUCCUUUAAAAGCGGUUGUGUAUUUCGACUAAUCCUGCUCUGUUCAGAACUCAAUUUUGAAAUUCAACUUUCUCUUUUCAAUUUCCCAGUCUGGACUACCAGAAAUCAAGGUUGAUUUGGGGAUUAUCUGGACCAGAACUCACCGUAGCUGUUUGAAGGACCACAAUGGCUGUGUACUCUAGAGAUGUGGAUCAAUCCUUGCCUUGACAACACAGUUUACUAUUAAAUGUGAGAAAGACACAAAUAUCACAUAACUCUCAGCACCAAUCAGGUGUUUCUGGUCUUGUGGCGUAUUAAAUCAGACUUCAUCAGACAUCACCAUGCCUAUUCUCAAGCAGCUAACCUCGAACCAGUCCAAGCGUCGCUCCCGGGCCGACCUGACUGCGGAGAUGAUCAGCGCCCCACUGGGGGACUUCAGACACACCAUGCAUGUGGGUCGUGGCGGGGACGCCUUCGGGGACACCUCUUUUCUAAGUACCCGGUCUGGGGAGCCCCCUAAAGAACAAGGUCCAGAGGUCCAGCAGAGCUCCCCUGGACCCAAACCAGGCCUGCUGUCCCGAACCUUUAGGAGCAGCAAGCGCUCCCAGUCGGUGAACCGCGGUGACAUGUACAAGAACAACUCGUUGGCGCCCCCCGGUGGCUCGCCAAACUUUGUGAAGAACGCCAUCUCCCUGCCCUACCUCAAUGACGAGGACGUGGUCAGGAUGGGCGGUGGUCAGCAGAUGCCCAAGAGCGUCUCCUCCAGCCCUCUGAAGAAGCUGCCCGAGGUCGAUGGAAUCAGCAAUCCAGUCAACGGUGCCAUGGCGAUGCUGGAUCUAGAGUUUGACGAGCGUAACUUUGGAGAACUGACUGACCUGCCCCCGUCACAUCCUCGGGGUGGCGGGAUGAAGCAUGCGGAGUCCAUCAUGUCAUUCCACAUUGACCUGGGACCCUCCAUGCUGGGGGACAUCCUCAGCGUCAUGGAAAAGAAGGGCUGGGAGGAAGACGACCUGGGGUACGAGGAGGGGAAGGGCAGCGAGGGCCGCGGGUCACCCCCCUUUAGCCCUCCCACCACGGAGGAUGAGAUCGAGGACCAGGUGGAUCUACAGCCUCCAGUCAGGCCCCCACGCACCUAUCCUCAGCAGAAGAUCAUGGCCGACCCCCUCUACACCCCUCGCAGGAACUACCACCCCCACAGCCACCUGGACAGCUGCUCCGUGUCCUCCUCCGGCUCUGCGGCUCUUGAGGAGAAACCACUCCUCCACCUGCAGGAGGGGGACACGGACAGCGCCAAGUACAGCUCUCGGGGGGCUGGAGGGGAGGACGAUAAAGACUUCUCCUUCAUGGAUGAGGAUGAUGAUGAGAUCAGGGUGUAAAACAGAACAGGGCUGUAAUGUCACCACCAUAGAACGUGGUUAAUAAAGACACCAGAACGUGGUUUGUGAGGUCACCGAAGGAGAUAAUUAUUUUUAAUGAGUUUUGAAGCUAUAAUAAGUCUGGGAGGGGUUGGGAGCACGGUAAAGACCGCACAAAUCCCUACAUAUGGAUCUAUCCUGAGAACUUCUAUACGGGGACACCCAGUUCUGCUAUACCUCCUGGAUCAGGAAUACCCAUACACCAUCUGUUAUUUAACCUUAUUUACUCGUGUGUGUGUGUGUGUGUGUGUGUGUGUGUGUGUGUGUGUGUGUGUGUUUGUCCCACAGUUGGAAAUGUAAAUGCCUGUCCCAUGAGUCCAUUUCUCCAGCCCAUUACAGAAUUCCGUGUCGACCACUAACUCUCUCACUCACACACACACACCCCCCCACACACACACACACUGCAACUCUGAGACACCAGUUAUUGGUUUGAGGGAUUCUUUUUGUAGAACUAUGAUCUGCCGUUAUGAUGAUCUAAUCCCACAGUUCCAAUAUGUCAUUUAAAGUGUGUUUCUCCUUAUAAGGGGAUCAACCCUUAUAUCCACUCAUAUUCAACAAGAACCAUAUCCCACCCACGCCACCAUUGUCUUUCCAUUCAGAGGAUUUCCCUUCAUGUUUACCAUAGCUACAGUCCUGGCUACAGUACUGGCAUAUUCCUUAUUGCGCAUUAUUAGGUAAGGGAAAACCAACCAGCGGUCAUGACACUGAUUAUCACAUUCUUUGAAAGCGGACAUAUGGAGAUUGACAGAGGUCACAGAGGUCGAAGCAUUAACUGUUGAUCACCCAGAUGGAGGUGUAAUGCGUGAGGUGUAGAGUCAUGUGAGGUCACGGACUGAACUGUAUAUUUCCACACUGCUUUGGAGAAAGGAAGUGAAAUGUAUCCCAGCAUUCUUUGGGGCAUUGAAUGGAUUGUAUGUGUAUGUGUGUGUUGAGUGAGGUGAGAUGCAGUUAAAAUAUUGGUUUUGUUAAUGUUCAAAGGGUAAAUAAAGGUGGCUUCUACUAUGUUUACUACAUUCAGAAUUGAUAAGUUGGUCUUCAGGUUCUUAAUCAAUGGCACAACUUGGUUGUUCAUUAUUCCAACCAUUAGUCAGCUUUAUUGUCCUGUUCACUAGACAUACUCUAUACAGCCAACACACUCUGAAGUCCUAAAUGAUCCAACAGUUAGCUUGUUUCAUUUGUUAUCUAAUAACUACUUCUAAUAAGGGGUAGAUCAUAUUGUGCACUGUUUUAAGUCACCAUGUUGAUUGGAGGAAUUUAGUUAAAGGUUGGAUUUUGGUGAUCUUUAGUUGUUCUAAAGCCUAACGUACUAGCCUACUCAGUGAGCCAAUUUAAGCUUUAGCUUUGGAGUUGAUUAGGCUAGGUUUGGGUUUGGCCGUGAGUCCAUGGCACUUUAGCUUAGAUCAAUGGACUCAGUCAUAUAUCCCCUGCAAGCACUGCCAAGGUGUAGCAACAUAGUUCACUCCCUAAAACACUAACUAUUGUACAUAUAAAAUCUUUGUUUUGUUUCCAUGUAAAUGUUUUAAAUUAACUUGACUUAUUAUUAAAUAGAAAAAAAUGAACAUUUUGAAAAUAAAUGGCCUUUUUGUAGAAGCUUUCAUGACCAGUAGUGCUUUUAUUGUACAAAUGUUUAGAAACAGAUGAAAACAAAUACAUAACUCACAGGAGCAGAGAUGGUGGUUGUGAACAAGACUAGUGACCGUACAGUAGACUGUCAUAUCUAUGUGGUCAUCUCUUCCCCCCCCUACUCACCCCAGGCUUGUAGGAUCAGGAGAAAGAGAGGAGUUUGAAGGGAGGAAGGUAUCAGUAAUAGUAGAACACUAGUUAUAAAUGACAAUAUUACCCUCCUCUCUCCAUUGUGCCACGCAGACCUGGCUACUGUAGGAUCAGAUUGAAUCAGCACACCCUCUGGCUUCCCUCUCAUUCAUAAACAUACUGUAGGAGCAGAUUAGAUCAGCACACCCUCUGGCUUCCCUCUCAUUCAUAAACAUACUGUAGGAGCAGGUUGAAUCAGCACACCCUCUGGCUUCCCUCUCAUUCAUAAACAUACUGUAGGAGCAGAUUAGAUCAGCACACCCUCUGGCUUCCCUCUCAUUCAUAAACAUACUGUAGGAGCAGGUUGAAUCAGCACACCCUCUGGCUUCCCUCCACCCUCUCGUUCAUAAACAUACUGUAGGAUCAGCACACCCUCUGGCUUCCCUCCCUCCACCCUCUCAUUCAUAAACAUACUGUAGGAGCAGAUUGAAUCAGCACACCCUCUGGCUUCCCUCCACCCUCUCAUUCAUGAACUCUGUUGGCUGAUUGGUCGGUAACCAAACCAACGAGUCAUCCAUUCAUGAGUCAUAUGUUUGGGAAAGGAAAUGGCAGGCACGCCUGUUCCCUUUUCCUUUAGAUUGCUGCUACAGUAUUUGCAUCCCAAAUGGUACCCUAUUCCCUAUAUAGCGCACUACUUUUGACCAGGGCCCAUAAGGCUCUGGACAAAAGUAGUGCACUAUAUUGGGAAUAGGGUGCCAUUUAGGAUGAAUAGAGUGUGACUAUAGGUUCCCCCCUCCCUCUCAUUUAUUUGGUCAGACAAAAAUCUAAUCUGUUAAAGUAAAGCAGGAAGUCCCUGUUCACGCCUUCCUGGAUCCCUGAGUAUUGUCGUGUUCAAAACAACUGGGAAUCUCUGAACUAGGUCUGACUGGGAAAAUCAUUUUGAACAGUCAUCCAAGUCGGAAACUCGGGCGUCUUUCUAAAACUGAUUUUAUUUUCCGACUGGAAGAUCACUGAUGUCACGAUUUGACAUAGUUUUUUCCUCAGAGUUCCGAGUUGUCUUGAAAGUACCAUAAUCUAUUGACUUUAUGCUUGAGUGAGAGAAAAUUACAUUUGUGCCAUAUGUGACACUGUUCCCUGUUAUGGUGUUGUUUGGAGAGGGGAACACAUUAUCCAAUGGUAUUAGGUCAGGGGAGUAGCCUAAUGCUAGGCAGGAUGUGACAUCACUCAGCCAUAUAUUCAUGCUAUGUAUGUUAGAAUUCCAUGUGUACAUGUCUGUAUUAAAGGGAGAUCGGUUCAGAGAUUAAAAUGACCAGGUGUAAAUGUGCCAAGUAUGUAUGUAAUCAUCCUCUGACAUGUCAUAUUGAGUCUUGAUGUUUGAAGGAAACAUUUACGGGCUACAGCAGUACAGGGAACUUAAAUCUCAGGCCUCUCACACUGUUCAUUUGUAAAUGGGCCAAAUUUGGGAUUUCUUUUAUGUUUUUAUUGUUUUAAACUCAGUUGCUUGUUCCAUUGUUGUAGAAUCUGUCUAUGGAAAGUGGGUUAAACUGCUGCAAUCCCUUAGCUGUUCUUCACCAAUGCCGGGACACUUUAUAAAGAACCUUUUAAUUUUCUAUCAAAACACUCAUACCUGUCCACCACCAUUUUAUUUGCUACUGAAGUGAAGUAGAUAAACACUAAUGGUGCCAUCCAUGAAAAACAGUGACUAUUACUAUGUUUGUUAUAGGCAUUAUGGCAUAGUGACGCUAUUGAAGAGACAUCAGAAAGUAAAGUGGGUUUUAACCACAAGAAGAUUUCAGUGCCCUGGCCUGAUGCCUGUUGGGGGGGGGGGGUGGGGGGUGGAGGAGGAGUCAUACAAGGGGAAGGGAUUGUGAAAAAGAACUGGCUUAAAGGUUCAGCUGGAGAGUGUUUUAUUUUUUUCUACUCUGUGGCUAGUUUUUAUGCCAGGUAUGUGCUACUUUUCUUUCUCAUUCUACUGUGUAUACAUAUAUACUGAACAAAAAUAUAAAUAUAACAUGCAAAAAUUUCAAAGAUUUCACUUAGUUAUAGUUCAUGAGGAAAUCAGUCAGUUGAAAUAAAUUCAUUAGGCCCUAAUCUAUGGAUUUCAUGACUGCGAAGGUCAGAGAUACCUUAAAAAGAAACGGGCCUCAAUAUGGGCCGUCACGGUAUCUCUGUACAUUAAAAUUUCCAUCGAUUUAAAAUGAAAUUAAUUAAACUGUAGCUUAUGCCUGCCCAUACCAUAACCCCACCACCACCAUGGGGAACUCUGUUCACAACGUUGACAUCAGCAAACCGCUUGCCUACACAAUGCCAUAUACGUGGUAUGCGGUUGUGAGGCCGGUUAGACAUACUGCCCAAUUCUCUAAAACAACGUUGGAGAUGGCUUAUGGUAGACAAAUUAACAUUCAAUCUCUGGCAACAGCUCUGGUGGACAUUCCUGCAGUCAGCAUGCUAAUUGCACGCUUCCUCAAAACUUGAGACAUCUGUGGCAUUGUGUUGUGUGCACAUUUCAGUGGCCUUUUAUUUUCCCCAGCACAAGGUGCAUCUGUGUAAUGAUCUGGCUGUUUAAUCAGCUUCUCGAUAUUCCACCCCUGUCAGGUGAAUGGAUUAUCUUGUCAAAGGAUAAAUGCUCACUAACAGGGAGGUUAACAAAUUUGUGCACAAAAUUGAGAGAAAGUUUGUGCGUAUGGAACAUUUCUGGGAUCUUUUGUUUCAGCUCAUGAAACAUGGGACCAAUACUUUACAUUUUGUGUUUAUGUUUUCGUUCAGUGUAUUUACCUCCCUCACACGUCCUCUAUUGAAAUAACAGCUAUAUUUUUCAAUAAAAAGAAAGUUGGUAAUCUUUA